Aspergillus pseudonomiae is the source of this 959-nucleotide messenger RNA. RefSeq lists its product as uncharacterized. The transcript has 3 exons. Bases 431 to 775 code for a protein of 114 amino acids. Lineage: Eukaryota; Fungi; Ascomycota; Eurotiomycetes; Eurotiales; Aspergillaceae. The record is from RefSeq and is a predicted model, not a curated record.
CCUGUCUCUCCAUGUGCACCGGGAGGAUUCGUAUUACUUACUUACUUCCCAGGGUUUGCUGUGAGGCCGACCUAAUACGAGGUGUCUCGAGUCUCUGGGCCGCAGGGGGAAAGUGAUGGGCUGAUUUGGCUGGGACUGGGCGAGUCUAUUGGCGUGGCCGCUAAAUUUAGGAUGGUGGUGUGCUGGGAUAAGAUAAAGGGACUGUCGGUAUCGUCUAAUUGUUCCUAUCUAAGGGUCGUGGGGCAGGAAGUAUAGUAGCACGACGGCUUUUUGGUUUUUAGAGAAGACCCGGGAAAUCGAGGCCGACAUCCACCUCCGUUCUCCACUUCCGAGAACCUCGCAUACUCCGUAGCAGGUCGUCGCUAGUGUCAGAUCCAGACCAUGUGCUCCGUUUCCAGGGGUACAUAACCACCAGAAUCGACAUGAAUACAUGACAAAUACGGUACCUAUGUGCAACCGCCAGAGCUUUUGGCCCCCACGCCGGGUCGCGAUCAACGAAUGCAAGGGAGCAUCUGGUGUAACCCACGAGGGAGCCAGGGACAGGGUUGAUAUCCUGCUUUUCUCGUGGCCGUCAGGGAAGAUGACCUCAAACAAGCGCCGACGUGAAGAGAAUCGGGUAAUCGAGGCUAUAGAUAGUAGCAGUGUGUGUGAAUCGGUUUCAUGGUGUGGACGGUGCUAUCGUUGGUGGAAUGCUGCGUGGUUGCAGAUAAUCCUUGUCAAGGUGCGCGCUUACGGAGUACUACUUUGGAUAUUCUUAGUAGUCGGUCGCCAGUAGGAUCUCUGAACAAAGGGCUGCUAAUUGGGAUGAAUCAGACCAUGAAACGGGGUUGAAACGUGGGGCGAUUGCUUUUUUUGAGGGUAUUACUGGGUUCGGUAGGAGACAGUUGACACCUCUUCGCUCGAAGGUUCUCUACCUGUCAAGUGUCAAAGGGAUCCAUCUCUCGGUUCGACGGGGGAAG